This is a messenger RNA of Brassica napus (rape), 2337 nucleotides long. Its product is annotated as protein indeterminate-domain 12-like. NCBI's taxonomy places the organism in Eukaryota, Viridiplantae, Streptophyta, Magnoliopsida, Brassicales, Brassicaceae. Bases 984 to 2198 code for a protein of 404 amino acids. Gene Ontology annotation, cellular component: nucleus. Gene Ontology annotation, molecular function: DNA-binding transcription factor activity. The transcript is spliced from 3 exons. The record is from RefSeq and is a predicted model, not a curated record.
CCAGUACUCCACUGAGCUUGAAUUUUCAAUUCAUAUAUACAAAAGUUACCUAUCUUCUUAGAGAAAAUAUAUUUUCCUAUAUUGGACUGAAUAAAAAGUAAUAUUUAGUGUGUUGCUCAAUGUUUCUAUGAUUAAAUGUAGUUCUUCUUCAUAAGAACAAUGUUUUUUCUUUGGCUAAGUAAUUGUGUGUUUAGAUUCUCUUACAAAUUAAAUACAACAAAAGCGUUUCCUUUAUACUUUCCUAAUAAACAAAAAGCAUUCUUUGUUUUUGGUAUAUAAGUAAUUAUUACUUCUAUUUAAGGCAAUUAGGCCUGCUAAGUCUUAUCUCACAAUAUUUCUCAUUAUUUUGGACCAAUUGAUUAACUUGCUUUCUUUUCUUUCUGUGGUCUACUCUUCUUUUUAGUAGCCAAUUUCAAGUAAAUGCUGAUAAACUGGUCCUGUAAUCAUCACUCUUCACUGACAUGCUGUAGAGUUUCCAAAACAACAUAAUUUUUUUUAAACAGGCGAUAAUAUUUGAAAAAUAUAUGGUUCAGACUUAAAACUCCUAAGAGUAUUUGACACUAAGUCAAAGUCUCACUUUCAAACACACUCUCUCCUCUGUUAUACUUAUCUGCACCUAGAAAUACUAGUACAAAAAUGGAAUCAAAACAGUCUUUGCAUUUAUUGUAAGCACACACAUAUAUUUAUUGUACAUUAUAUUGAUAGUGACUUUGGAGAAUAAUAAUCCAUCAUGGUCGUCCUCUUUCUUUUGAAAUAUGUACAUACAAAUGUGUGUAUUAUAUACACCCAAGAAAUUAAAAAAAAAUCAAAUUAAAUAUUAUUGAUUUUUUUUUCUUACAUAUAUAGCCAAAGAAUGCUGUCUUUCUGUGUAGACUUCUUACUCUUUAGGUACUUGUUUUAAGAGAUCACAAGAAACCAAAGUUUGGAUAGUUUCCUUUCACCUUUGUUUUUUCUCUAGUUGGAGUUUUCUUCUUCAUAUAGCUAUGGAUAUGUUUUCAUCUCGCAACUGGUCCUAUAGACCAAGCUCUUUGUCUGCUGAAGCAAGUGCUUCUUCUGGUAAUACUGUCAGUGCCAUCCAAGAUUUUAAUGGCUUGAACAAUGUCAUCUCUAGUCGUCUAUGUACACACACAGAGACUCAGAAGACUAAGAAAAGAAGAGGCGUUCCUGGAAAUCCUGAUCCAGAUGCAGAGGUAGUUGCAUUAUCACCAAAGACACUUCUUGCAACAAACAGAUUCGUCUGUGAGAUAUGCAACAAAGGGUUUCAAAGAGAUCAGAAUCUACAGCUUCAUAGGAGAGGUCACAAUCUUCCAUGGAAACUGAAGCAGAAAAACACCAAAGAACAACAAAAGAAGAAAGUCUAUGUGUGCCCAGAUACAAAGUGUGUUCAUCAUCACCCAUCUAGGGCGCUUGGUGAUCUCACGGGGAUCAAGAAACACUUUUGCAGGAAACAUGGAGAGAAGAAAUGGAAAUGUGAGAAGUGUUCAAAGUUCUAUGCUGUUCAAUCUGACUGGAAAGCUCACACUAAGGUCUGUGGUACAAGAGAGUAUAGAUGUGACUGUGGCACUCUUUUUUCGAGGAAAGACAGUUUCAUAACGCAUAGAGCGUUCUGUGAUGCAUUAGCAGAAGAAAGUGCAAGAAUCAUCUCAACUCCUUCCACCAAUCUCACAAACCUAAGCCCUAGUUUCCAAGAUCGUCACUUUAUGCUCAACAAGUCUUCCUCUUCUUCCUUGCUCUUCACGUCACCACCUCCUUACGUGAACCCUGCACCACAUCCCUCCACCGCGGCAGCUCUUUCCGCGACAGCUCUCCUCCAAAAAGCGACCGCUCUCAGCUCCGGUCCUUUCGGCGGCGGAGGACAAACUCGGUCAGUUGGUCAUCACCGACCUUUGACGACGGUUAACGAGUUUCUUGGUGCUGACCGAGUUAUGAUGACGUCCUCGUCUUCGUCUGAGUACGACCAGCUUGUUGUUGACGGUUUGACUUCAACGUGGCAGAAAGCUGACCAUUUGACCAGAGACUUUCUUGGACUCACGGGUCAUGGAGUGCACGUUAGCGUCACACCCGGAGAUCUGCUAGAGUACGCAGGUGGAGUGUCGCUUCCUAUGUCAACGUACCUUACCGAAUCUCAUGAUCACGAGUCGUCCUCGUCGUUUCAGAAGGCUUACGAUCUGGGAUUCACUGGGCCCCAUAAUAUGUAAAAAGGGUUACACUGGAACCUACUUCCAUUGUUUUGUUGCUCUUUAAUGAAAUUAAUUACCAUCGGGAACAUAAACACAAAGACAAAGAGCAUAUGAGCAUUUCUUUCUGGUUACUUUUCUAGGGUUUGUUUAUUUCUUU